GAGCAACAGUUAGUUUUCUGGAAUCAAGUCGACGACCAGAUUCUCCCCAAUUUACUUGCUCAUCUGACUGACUGGUCUUCUUAGUGAGGUUUUAGUAUCUCCACUGGAACCACGACAGCAUCCGGCUUCUCCAUUUAAGUUCGAAGUUGAGGAAACCUGGGACUUGGGAUUCCUUCGUUCUCACUGCAAUUUGGACGAGCAACGAACCAAGGGUCUUCUUCGUGACGGUCGACUUCUGCCUCGUGGCUUUUGUGAUUUGAAGUUUUGGAUUGGAGUGUUGUCAAUCUUCACGUACUGCCCGUUUUCAUAAAUUGAAAUCACUCGACAAGGUCGUUUAAAACACUUUAGAGUCGAGGACACGAGGACUUUGUGUCUUUCGUAUUCGAGGCUCCGUGAAAGGUUUUGGAGCUUCAGUGAAUCCUCAAGUGUAUUUCCGACCCAAUAACCACACAGACGAAAAACUCGGGAGGUCAUUCAUUGUGGUAAAUGAACGACCCAAUCUGAUGGUGAGAUUCCUUGGACACACUCUUCUUCAAUAACAGUGCGGACCCAUGAAAAUACACUUAAGCCAGCGUUUUACCUAAACGUGGUCAUAAGGCAGUUGUGAAUGAUCACCAAGUGUAUGCUUCGGGCCGGAGGCAAUCAUCCCAGCUCCCUGAUCAAUAACCCUGGCUCGUCAGGUCAGAUUAGCAUUAUGAUGUCCUCCACCAACGACUCAACUUGUGGCAGCGAGUUCUCAGAUUCGGGCAGUUCCGCCUUCUCGGACGAUAUCGGAAUGAGCGGCAUGAUCACCGGCAACAGUCGAACCCCCGGACGAUUCGUCACGGGUCGUAUGGUCGCCGGUGGAAAUGCCACCAACCCCAUGGGAUUCAUCGAAAGCACAGACGACGAACAAAUCAUUGGUAACCCUGGACGAAGUCCCAAUCAUGGUACUCGAAGCAAAAUCCCGGCCGUCUCAGCCACCACCAAGAUCUCAUCAGCCCCUACUGUCACUUCCAUAGCCGUUGCCGCGGCUGCCUCAGCCGCCGCCUCCUCCUCGUCAAGCCAAACCAAUAUCAGCGUAAACGGAGGUGGGGCCAGUGGGCGGAGGAAAAAGCCCUGUCUCUCGGCCCGUGAGCGCAACGUCCGGCGCAUUGAAAGCAACGAACGCGAACGAUUACGAAUGCACGGCUUGAAUGAGGCCUUUCAGGGACUGAGAGAGGUGAUUCCACACGUGCACCAAUCAAGAAAGUUAUCCAAGAUCGAAACCCUAUCCUUGGCCAAGAACUACAUCAUGGCUCUAACCAACGUCAUUUGUGAAAUGCGUGGCGAGGACAAACCGUACGAGUUACCCCCAGUAGGUGGCAAUCACGUGGGAGGGGACAUGCAACCCCCGCAACAACACGGGAUGAUGGGGUCCCCAGGCACACCUGACAGCUCCGCCAUCGCAACUGUAACAGCCCUGUCUGUUUCAGUGUCACCCGAGGGCGUGGUCUCAUCCACUUCCAACGUCCCAACACUCAGCGGUAAUGACAACAACGACAAUAGCAACAAGUCAACGAAAGUCACUACUAAAGGAUUCGGCCGACGGAACCAGCCUCCCAAGCCCCAAGCUCUAAUCCAAAACGGGCCCCUGCUCCUCAUGCCCAUGGAUCUCGGUUCCACGUCAGAGGAGGUGGAGGGUAGCUUUCAGAUGCGAGACGCCCAUGACACGCCCGUAGUGGGAGAACCGGAUGCCUUUGAUGAAGAAUUCACGCUUAUGGAUGAUGAAGACGACGAAGAUAAGUCUUCCAUGAUUCUGGAGAGCUCCGUGCUCGCCUCCUCACUCACUCCUCCCCCCCACCACCCAUCCCACCCAUCCCAUCACCAUCACCACCAUCACAAUUCCCACUUAGCCUCUGGUCCUCUUCACUUGACCCCGCCCAGUCAUCUCCCAUUGGAUUCACUUCUGACCCCAGCGGCCUCGCCCGAGGAUGACUCUUUGGAGCCUUGGAUCCAAACGGUGUGAGAUGCAUAGAAAGUGGAUCACUCACUGUCCCAACUGAAUAAAGUGGGGUGGGGCGGAAAUAAUCUAGGAGGCAUUCCAUGCGAUUUGAAUUUAGGAGCAGAAUUAGACGGAGAAAGCACGUUAGGGGGAAGUUUUUUUCUGCCCUGGGCUUCUGAAACUUGUCACUUAUUGCGCUCAGAUUUUGAUCAAGGUUGGUAGAGUAUGCCGCCAUGCAAAAGCGUUGAAGAUGUUGAAUAUUUGAGCUCGUCGAGAAAUCGCUUGUUGAUCCCCUAAAGAGAUCUUGGAAGCUAAGGGGAGGACGCAUUCAUGCUCUUCAACGCAAUUGCCAUACGACACAUCUCUCUCUUACUUCCAACACUGUUCAUUAGUUGGACUUUCGUUGCAAACCAACAAAUUACGAAAUUUGCCUCUUUAAUAUUUCGUCUAAACGUCACUUUGUUUAGAAUGGGAAGAAUGUGUAAUAUUUACACACCAGCAACCUCAGCUUGAUGAAAAGUCGUUGGAAACUACCCAAUGUUGAUCUUCAAUGCUAAGAUAGUACCUACAAAUUGUAUCCCUAGCAGGUGUUUAGAAGGAGUCUCUCUCCCUCUCUAUUCCCUCGGUCAGUAUUAAUGACUCACCAAAAUAUUGCCACUAAAAUGAUUGUUGAUAUUGAUUGUCAUUGCUUUUACCACGAUCACUGCGUCAGCUAUCAAUGUCCCUUCUAUGUUUGUCGUCCACCGAUUGUUCAUGAGGGUUCAUCCCCGUUCCAGUCUCACCGGAUUAGAAACCCCAUUGGCCUUGAACGAAUUACCGGGGAGGGAAUUCAUCAUGAUUUCCCUUCAUUCAGUAUUAGUUGUUUCUUGUCACUCCAAAAAUAAAUAAUUCCCUCAGCCCUUGA
Tigriopus californicus is the source of this 2867-nucleotide messenger RNA. Its product is annotated as neurogenic differentiation factor 4-like. Gene Ontology annotation, molecular function: protein dimerization activity. The coding region runs from base 608 to 1987 and encodes 459 amino acids. The record is from RefSeq and is a predicted model, not a curated record. NCBI's taxonomy places the organism in Eukaryota, Metazoa, Arthropoda, Copepoda, Harpacticoida, Harpacticidae. The transcript is spliced from 5 exons.